Drosophila novamexicana is the source of this 1428-nucleotide messenger RNA. Its product is annotated as sex-lethal homolog. The transcript is spliced from 4 exons. Bases 7 to 1263 code for a protein of 418 amino acids. The record is from RefSeq and is a predicted model, not a curated record. Gene Ontology annotation, cellular component: cytosol; ribonucleoprotein complex. Gene Ontology annotation, molecular function: mRNA binding. Lineage: Eukaryota; Metazoa; Arthropoda; Insecta; Diptera; Drosophilidae.
CGGACAAUGGACAAAAAACAACAGCAACAGCAGCAGCAGCAGAAACCACAACAGCAACUAGAACAAUCUGAUGAUGACGACAGCGAUGACUCCGAAGAGGACAACAAUGAGCAGGACAACAACGCUAACAGCAACAGUGAACAGCAGCAGCAACAGCAACCCCCACACCAGCAACAGCAGCAGCAGCAGCAACAACAACAGCAACAGCAUCAACAGAACAAACAGAGCAACGCCAGCGGAGGUGCGGUCGCUGGCGCUGCUGCCGUCGCUGCCGCCACCGCUGCUGAGGAUCGUACGAGUGCAACGAAUCUGAUCAUCAACUAUUUACCACAGGAUAUGACAGAUCGUGAGUUGUACAAUUUGUUCAGCAGUUGUGGCUCCAUCAAUACAUGCAAAAUUAUGCGAGACUACAAGACCGGAUACAGCUUUGGCUAUGGCUUCGUUGACUACAACUCGGAGGCAGACUCCGAGGACGCGAUACUAAAACUCAAUGGAUUCUAUGUGCGCAAUAAGCGCUUGAAGGUAUCUUAUGCACGACCCGGCGGGCAAUCGAUCAAGGACACCAACCUGUACGUGAUCAAUCUAUCCCGCAACAUCAACGAUGAUCAGCUGGAUCGGAUAUUCUCCCCAUACGGCUUGAUCGUCCAACGUAACAUCUUGCGGGACAAGCUAACAGGUCGCCCACGGGGCGUAGCAUUUGUACGUUACAACAAGCGCGAGGAGGCGCAGGAAGCAAUCAAGGCCCUCAACAAUACGGUGCCCGAGGGCGGCUCACAGCCAAUCUGGGUGCGGCUGGCGGAGGAGCACGGCAAGGCGAAGGCUGCGCAAUUUAUGUCACAAAUUGCCGGCGGUCCGCACAUGGGCCCACCGCAGCAACAGCCGCCGCCCCAUCACAUGAAUCCCCACAUGCAGCAGCAGCAGCAGGCGCACCAGCAUCAUUCGCACCACCAGCAACAGCAGCAGAUGCAUCAUCAGCACCAUCAGCAGCAGCAACAGCAGCAGCAACAUCAUCAUCAUCAUCACAGUUUGCCACCACCGCCACCGCAUCACAUGCAACAGUUGCAUCAUCAUCCGCACGGAGGAGGAGUAGGAGGUGGCGGCGGGAUCGGUGUCGGUGUCGGCGUCGGUCUGCCACAGCCGAUGCACGGCGGUGGCGGGGGCGGCGGCGUCGGCUAUCACCAUAUGGCACACAGAGGUAGAUCAAAUAGAACAACACGAUCUCAAAAACCGCAUCCAUAUAACCAUGCACAGAAAUUUAUUUAAAACAAAAUUAAUUUCUUUACACAAUAUUAGCUGCAUCUCACAGGUGAAGUGUUCAUGCUGCCAUUGCCUAUCAGAAUAUUGCCAAUGCCCCGACCACAAGCACUGCAGCGGCGGCAGCAGCAGCAGCCGCAGCAGCACCGCCGCCAGCAGCAACAGCUGUGCGAC